Girardinichthys multiradiatus is the source of this 3857-nucleotide messenger RNA. RefSeq names its product anoctamin 6 (gene ano6). Lineage: Eukaryota; Metazoa; Chordata; Actinopteri; Cyprinodontiformes; Goodeidae. The transcript has 20 exons. Bases 221 to 2980 code for a protein of 919 amino acids. Gene Ontology annotation, cellular component: plasma membrane. Gene Ontology annotation, biological process: chloride transmembrane transport; calcium activated phosphatidylserine scrambling; calcium activated phosphatidylcholine scrambling. Gene Ontology annotation, molecular function: chloride channel activity; protein dimerization activity. The record is from RefSeq and is a predicted model, not a curated record.
UCCUACCCCACCCUUAUGUGUGAUUUCAAUUUUCUCAAGCCUCAACUUGACUAAAUUUUUUUUGUCUUGUUCAGCUGAUGGUGUGUUGAAAUAAAGCAGGAAUGUGGACCAGGCUUUAAACUCACACAAACACAUUUCCUCCUGUUAACACAGCAAGUUGUAGCUUCAUAUAUGUUCAGCUGUUGUUAUCGGAGGCCCUUCCUGACUCGCUGUGAGGACUAUGAACGAAAACGACAUACUCGAGAUGGACUCCGCGCCCGAAACGGAGGACUUUGAUGAUGCACAGCUGGGCAUGAUAGACGAGGAAGCUGUGUACCCUCAGGAGUUUCUACCCACUUAUCACUCUAUUAAAGAAGGAACAGUACUGAACAAAGCAGAUCAGGUUGAGUACAACAACAAACCGGACUCAUUAUUCUUCAAUGACGGCAUUAGGAGGAUUGACUUCAUCCUGGUGUAUGAAGAUGAGGACAAGAAGGAGUUUGAAAAGAGGCACGUGUUCCAAAGACGUAAGAAACGACGAGAGUACUUUGAAGCCAGCCUGAUGAAGAUGGGCCUGGAGCUGGAAGCUAUGCCUUCUGUCCUCAAUGACAACCUUAUGUAUGUUAAAGUUCACGUGCCGUGGGAUGUGCAGUGCACAUAUGCCGAGGUCCUGCACAUCAAGGUUCCCAUCGAUGUCAACACUACUCCUUUCCGCCCCUCCAUGUGGAGGUUUUUCAACUGUUUCACCAAGUACUUCAGACCCAAUGAGGAACUGAUAACAGAGGAAACUGACUUCUUCACUGCGCCCUUUGAGAAGGACUGUCUGGAUCGCUUCAGAAUCGAGAAAAAGGAUCAUUUCUUCACUCCAUCCAUGAAGAGCAGGAUGGCGUACUACAUCCUGUGCAGAGCUCCCUAUGAAAUCAGAGGAAACAUGAAAAAGUUUGGCAUCACCAAACUGCUGGGUGGUGGAGUCUACAAAGCCGCCUAUCCACUACAUGAUUGCAGGUUCAAUGUCAAGUCCACAGAAGAAAGCUGUCCCAAUGAGAGAUUUCUCCUCUAUAAGGAAUGGGCUCAUCCCAAGAACUUCUACAAGAUGCAGCCACUGGACCUCAUAAGGAAGUAUUAUGGGGAGAAAAUCGGGAUCUAUUUUGCCUGGUUGGGUUUUUACACUUUUAUGUUGGCUCUGGCUGCUGUGGUGGGACUGGGCUGUUUCAUUUAUGGAUACCAGAUGCAAGAAUCAAGCACAUGGAGCAAGGAGGUGUGCGACCCUGAAAUAGGAGGAAACAUUGUUAUGUGUCCUCAGUGUGACCUCUGCAACUACUGGAUGUUAAACAGCACCUGCGACACUUCAAAGAAACUUAUUAUAUUCGAUAACUUUGGAACCUUGGUGUUUGCUGUUUUCAUGUCAAUCUGGGUUACUGUGUUCCUGGAGUUUUGGAAGCGCUACCAGGCGGAGUUGGAGUACGAGUGGGACACGGUGGAGUUCCUGGAGCAGGAAGAGCCACCUAGACCUGAAUAUGAGGCCAAGUGCAUUUAUGAGACGACCAACCCUGUCACAGGGGUGAAAGAAAAUGUGCCUUUUACAACCUGUGGACGAUGUUUUCGAGUGUCAAUAGGAAUUGGGACAGUCCUGUUUUGGAUCGUGUUGAUCCUGGCUUCCAUCGUGGCCAUCAUUGUCUACCGACUGGCUGUUUUCCUCUCCCUGUCAGUCAGUCUAAAAGACGCAGGGGAUCUGAAGAACUUAGAGCCGAUAAAGGAGUAUGUAACACCCCAGAUGGCCACCUCUGUCACAGCCGGCCUCAUCAGCUUCGUUGUGAUCAUGAUCCUCAACACGCUCUACGAGCGGGUCGCCAUCUGGAUCACAGACUUUGAGCUUCCUCGGACUAGAACGGACUACGAGAACAGCUUGACGCUGAAGAUGUUCCUCUUUCAGUUUGUCAACUAUUACUCCUCCUGCUUCUACAUUGCUUUUGUUAAAGGAAAGAUAGUCGGUUACCCUGGAAAACCUGUUUAUCUCCUGGGAAAAUACCGGAAUGAGGAGUGUGAUCCCGGGGGUUGUCUGAUUGAGCUGACCACACAACUCGCCAUCAUCAUGGGUGGGAAAGCCAUCUGGAACAACAUCCAGGAGGUCUUGCUACCGUGGGCAAAGAAUCUGAUAUUUCGCUACUGCACCCGUUCAACUUCGCAGAAGGCAGAACCGCCUCGCUGGGAGCAAGACUUUCAGCUUCAGCCUUUUUCACAACUCGGGCUCUUUUAUGAAUAUCUUGAGAUGGUGAUCCAGUUUGGCUUUGUGACCCUGUUCGUAGCCUCUUUUCCUCUGGCUCCGGUUCUGGCUCUGAUUAACAAUCUUUUUGAGAUCCGUGUUGAUGCUUGGAAAAUCACGACUCAGUUUCGGCGCAUUGUGCCUGAGAAAGCUCAGGACAUAGGAGCUUGGCAGCCCAUUCUUCAAGGCAUCGCCAUACUGGCAGUCGCAACAAAUGCCAUGAUCAUUGCUUUUACAUCCGAUAUGAUUCCACGACUGGUCUACUACUGGUCAUUUUCUUUGUAUGAAGGUCACACUGACCACAGCAUGAAGGGCUACAUCAACAGCUCCCUAUCUUUUUUCAACACCAGUGCUUUCAGUGAUGCUACAAUGAACGCUCAAGUCGAGCGACUGAGCAACAUCACCAUUUGCAGGUAUCGAGACUUUAGGUUUCCUCCUGGUCACCCCAGAGAAUAUGAGUACAACAUUUACUACUGGCAUGUGAUCGCUGCCAAAAUGGCUUUUAUAAUUGUCGUAGAGCACAUUGUUUACCUCACCAAGUUCAUCCUCGCCCACGUAAUCCCAGACGUUCCAUACACCAUCAAAGAACGGAUCAAACGAGAGAAAUACUUGACCCACGUCAUCCUUCACGAGAGCAAGCUAAGGCUGGUGACCAAGCACUUGAAACCAUUUGUAGGGGAUAUGUCAAGUCAAAUGGAGGCAAAGAAAGAGAAUGAAGUGGAAGUGUCAGAAUUCUGACAGAAACACGCUGCAGAGGAAACUUUGGAUCAUGCAUCAGAACUGUUAUUAAUGGGUUUUUGUUGCUUCCACAAAAAAGAGAUUUUUUCAGUAAUCCUUAGCAUCCUGUGAAAAAAAACUUAAUUGUAUUAAAAGCUAAAGCUAUUCAUGGGUGGUUUGUGUUCUGUGAAGGAAAAUCUUUGUUUGAAACGUUUCAAGACAACAAGAAAUGGGAAAUCCCUUUUUACCCUCAAUGACCUCUGUGUUUGGUUUAUGUUGGCUGUCCAGUUAUUUUUGUGUGUCUUAUGUCAGGAAUAUUGGGAAACAGCUAGUAAAAAUGAGUGAUAUAGUUUUGAAUAGCCUCAGAUAAACCAUUUUUCCUCAAACACAAUUAAUUAUUACCAUCUGGUGCCUUCAACUGACUACGGGGCUGUUAGACUUUGGUUAUGCUGUCUCCCCCAGUUGUUCUAUAUGCUACAUGUUAGGAGCUAUCGAUGUACAUGCGUUGCCUGUUGGAUUAUUGACAAAUGUAAAAUUGCAAAUAUACAUAGACUGUUUAAUUAGCCUGUCUAAUGGUGCCUGUUAUUUGUAGGCCUUUGUUAAUGUGAGUGAAACCUCUCUUUCUAAUUAUAGCUAUAUUCACCAAUAUUUCACUGCUUCUACUGUUAGUUUUCUAACCACUAAUGCCAUGUUACAAUCUCAGAUAAUAAAAAUGCACUUAAUUUUUAUUUGUACAAAUAUGUCAAAACCAAAGUUGUAUUACUUUUGUUAAACUGUGGUUCUACAUCCAUUAUGUAUGCUAAAAAUGUCAUUGCUCAAUGAUAUGUUAUAUAUUUUUGUGCUGGCACUGUUAUGCUGUUAUUAAACUGUUUUUCUUUUAAAAAAAAAAAAAAUUGCA